Molecule: messenger RNA, 828 nt
Organism: Adineta steineri
Lineage: Eukaryota; Metazoa; Rotifera; Eurotatoria; Adinetida; Adinetidae
Source: the annotation of a GenBank genome assembly
AUGCAGUACUACAAAGUAGAUGAAACUAAGUUUAUGUAUAAAAUUUUAACUUAUUUCUCAUUUCGUACUUGUUACUCGCAAAGAAAUUUAAUAGAUAUCAAAAUUAAACAAAAUUAUACAUCAACACGAAUCAAUGUAUUUAUAAUAACGUAUAGUUGUAUUUCAUUACGUUUCAAUGUAACAAAAAAAAAUAUUGAACGAGUAUUUCCAAAUUAUGUUAAUAUAUAUUGUUUUAAAUCUAUUCCAUUAAAUGAUUCUCGUAUUCAUACAUCACCAUCGAGCAUAUUAAAAAAACUUUCAUCAAAUUUAUUAUCAUUUAUAAAUGUAUGGACAUAUGAAAUCCCAAAAUUUUCAAAAUAUGGUGAUUUAGAAUGGUCACUUGUAUUUGAAGAUGAUGUUAAUUUUGUUGAACCAUCAAAAUUUUCCUUACCAAAUUAUAUUAAUAUAUUACAAGAUAUAAUGCAAAAUCUAGAAAUUCAACUUAAUCAUGGUGUAUUUUAUUUAGGUAUAUGUGGACCAACAUUCUCGAAGAAUAAUACUUCAUUAUUAACAAAAUUUCCAAAUAAUACUCUUUUAAGUACUAAAGGUUAUGGAUGGUGUGCACAUGGAAUGGGUUUAACAACGAAACGUGCAAAAGAGUUUUGGACACAUAUAUCAUCGUAUCGUCCGGCUCCUGAUGCUGCUGUUGAUUUUUUUCUUCGAGAAUAUUGUAUUAGAAGUAAAACGGAUUAUUAUAUUUUAGGUUCGAACUAUCAUUGGCCACCUGGAACACGACAUUACGGAAUAGCAUAUCAAGAUCGACGACGAUUUUCUACUGGAAUGUAUUAA